Molecule: messenger RNA, 1224 nt
Organism: Penicillium pulvis
Lineage: Eukaryota; Fungi; Ascomycota; Eurotiomycetes; Eurotiales; Aspergillaceae
Product: queuosine 5'-phosphate N-glycosylase/hydrolase
Exons: 4
Coding region: 1-1224 (407 amino acids)
Source: RefSeq, a predicted model, not a curated record
AUGCCUUCGCUGGAACCAAUUCAGCCCAGAACCCAGCCUAUCGAUUCAGGCUCCGAGGACGAAGCGGACCCUGAACUGGUGGAGCUGCUUCGCCAACAUUACGGGCUGAGCGGUAAGCCGAACAAAGGUGCCCCGCCAGAGACGAAAGUGCUGGAGAAUGCUCAGUAUGUCUUUGAUAAUGCCAUUGAUGUGGCCCUCAGCUUGACCCACACCAAAGAUGCAGCUGAGACGAUAUGGCGUAUGAUGCAGAAGAAAGCAUACUCUACGCAGACUUGGUCAGAGCAUGAGCUGCACCCACAGGCUAAGGAUGAGAGUACUGUAGAUUUCAUCUUCACAAUGGAUCUGUUGAAUUUCAGUUUUUGGUCUGAGCACAAGGAUGAGGAACGCUUUGCGAUCGAGUAUCGUGGGCAGAAGUGGACUGGAUAUUGGAGCUUGGUUGCUGCACUUCAAAGAGCGCUUGAUGAAGGUAUUCCUAUCACCACUCCCGACUUCUGGGUGAACGAGUCAGAAUGUACAGAGGAAGUUCUCCGACAUGUCUUCCGGUCUGCAACGGAUGAGGAGAUUCCUCUCUUUCAAGAGCGAGUGCAGUGCUUGCGCGAGGCUGGUGAUGUCCUGUGUAACGAAUUUGGAGGCAGCUUUGCAAACUGCAUUGAUAGCGCCAACUUCUCCGCCGCAGGCCUUGUGAACUUGAUCACGGAGAGUUUCGACUGUUUCCGCGAUGAGACAGUCUUCCACGGCAAACGGGUGCGCCUGUACAAGCGAGCCCAGAUUUUGGUCGCGGACCUUUGGGCCUGCUUCAAUGGCGAGGAUUUCGGAGAGUUUAACGACAUUGACAAGAUCACCAUGUUUGCAGAUGCUGCACCAACUUGGAUGUCUCCGCUACUCCCCCCAUUGGAAAACCAUAUUCGUAGCCUGAAGCCAUUGACGCCAGGCUCGACAUGGGAAGUUGAGCUUCGUGGAACCAGUAUCUGGUGUGUGGAGCUGAUCAAGCGUGAGAUUGAGAAGCGGCAUCCGGAGGUCAAGGCCGCUGGCAAGUCUGACAAGACCGAUGACAUUGAGAAUGAGACCCCCGAAACGAUAACUGAAAUCGAUGAGAAGCCACACAGAACCUACGGAAUCAAUGCGAUCCUCAUUGACUUCUUCCUGUACGAUACGAUGAAGAAUCUGGAGGCAGAGCACAACGAGGGUAUUCCUCACCAUCGGACACGGAGCAUUUGGUAUUAA